This is a messenger RNA of Rotaria socialis, 1611 nucleotides long. The record is from the annotation of a GenBank genome assembly. Lineage: Eukaryota; Metazoa; Rotifera; Eurotatoria; Philodinida; Philodinidae.
AUGAAUUCGAAUCCGAGUGGUGUUGGUAAUGGUCCAAGUGCAGGUGUGGGUGCGGGUUCACGUUCAACAACAACGAAUCGUUUAUUACGUUCAACUACAACACUUGGUUCACAUUAUCAAAUAGGACGUAUUCUAGGCUCGGGUAACUUUGGUGAAAUUCAUUUAGGUCGUAAUACUGAAACACAUGAACAUGUUGCAAUCAAAUUAGAACAAACGUCAACGCGUACACCACAAUUAUCACAUGAAUAUCGUUUUUAUUCGAUGUUAGGCAAGCACGAUGGAGUUCCACUAGUACACUUUUAUGGUCAAGCUGGUCCAUGUAAUGCACUUGUCAUGGAAUUAUUGGGACCAUCAUUAGAAGAUCUAUUUGAUUUAUGUUCAAGACGCUUCGCAUUAAAAACAGUUUUAAUGAUUGCAUUGCAAUUAUUAGAUAGAAUUGAAUAUGUGCACUCGAAAAGUUUGAUCUAUCGAGAUAUUAAACCAGAGAACUUCCUAAUUGGACGUGGUAGUACAAAUCGACAACAUAUUAUACAUAUUGUGGAUUUUGGUUUAGCUAAAGAAUAUCGAACAGGCGAUGGAAUACAUAUACCAUAUCGUGAACAUAAAAGUUUAACUGGUCGAGAACAAAGUCGUCGAGAUGAUUUAGAAGCAUUGGGUUAUAUGUUUAUGUAUUUCUUGCGGGGUAGUCUACCGUGGCAAGGCUUAAAAGCAGACACAUUAAAAGAACGUUAUCAAAAAAUUGGCGAUACAAAACGCUUUACUACGAAUGAAAUGCUAUGUGAAGGGUAUCCUCGUCAAUUCUUAAUUUAUAUACGAACUGUACGUCAAAUGGAAUUUUCUCAGGAACCUGAUUACGAUGGAUUACGUCGUUUAUUUCAUAAUGCACUCAAUGAAAAUAAUCUCGUUAAUGAUGGGGAUUUCGAUUGGGUUAAACGUUUACAAGAACAUCGAUUAAAUCGUAGUAAAACGACAACAACAGCAACGAAUACAACUAUUGCUGGUACAACUCUAACGAAUGUUCCAACAGUACUAUCAACUGGUAUAACUACUGGUAAUACGAAUAAAAAUACAAAUACACUAACAAAUCCAUCAGCAUCAACUAUACAAACUUCAACAGCCCGUCAUAAUAGUACUACUACUACUACUAAUAAUAAUAAUAAUGAAUCUCGUAAUCGUUCAACAACAGUGCAACGCAGUACAUAUAAUCGUCAAUUACCAUUAAGUUCAACAAAUCGUUCCACAAAUCCAACCACAGCAACAUUGAAUGGAGGUUCAAAAACAACUUUAUCAAUGGCAAGUACAAAUAAAGUUCAAUUGACACUUCCAUCAUCAUCAUCAUCGCGAACAGCAACAGAAAAUCAUCGGCCAGGACCACCACCAACAAAACGUCGUGGUUUAGUACCACCACCUCCACCAUUACCUUAUUAUUCCUAUCACCAUACACAUCAACAACAGCAACCAGCUAAUGUAAAUAAUUCUAAUAAUACACAUAUAAGUAAAGAACAGCAUUCAUCUAUAAUUGGUCCUCCAUCAGAACCUACAUGUUGUUUUUUUAAACGUAAAGCUAAACGCGCUUUACAAAUAACAUCUACUACACCUCGAAGAACCUAG